Molecule: messenger RNA, 8611 nt
Organism: Venturia canescens
Lineage: Eukaryota; Metazoa; Arthropoda; Insecta; Hymenoptera; Ichneumonidae
Gene: tinc
Product: tincar
Exons: 15
Coding region: 1189-5259 (1356 amino acids)
Source: RefSeq, a predicted model, not a curated record
GCUCAGAGCGAGCGUGGCUGUCGUACGAGUAACUCUGUGCCUGUCGUUCCUCUCGUUCGUGCACACGAACGAGCAAUAUCAAAUUUUUUAAUUUAUUUAUUUUUUCCAUUGUUCCCGUCAGCACUGCGGGAAUCGUUUGCUGAUAACAAAUACAGGAUCAGGUUGAACAACCUGUUAAAAAAAACAAUCGUUUCCUCAUCGAUGAAAUUACAUCGAUAACCGAGGCUAUCUCACCGAUACUCAAUGUCGAGCAAUUGUAAAUUAUACAUAUCACUGUUUAUCGAUAUACAUCGAUAUCGGAACUGCUCAAUUAAUUUAUUUCGAAAUAGUCGUGAAUUUUGAUGCAUAUGUGUGUGACAAAUAAAUUAUUAAUGACUAUGAAUACGAUUAUGUGAACAACAAAUAAAAACCCGUACGUUCGUGAUGAAUUCGUACAUCGUGUUCAUUUCCUAGGACUAAUGAGUUCGUCAUAAAUGUUUUGUUUUUCAACGUGCUAUAGUAGUGUUUGUAUUUACCUUGAAGUGUGGUGCGCGCGUGUUUCGAUAUUCUUGCUCAGGCGUAUAUCGAAUGCUCAAUCAAAGAGUUAUUUCGUAUGCUUUCUCUCUAGUGUCGUGUAAUUUCCACAUAUCGUGCCGAAUGAAACGGAAAAAUUUACUUCCCGCAUAAAAGCAGACGAUAAGGGACUUUAACGGAGUCGAAUUAAUACGAUGAAACUAAAAAAUCAUUGAAUCAACGCAUCACGGAAGUUCGGGAUAGUGAUGUGUCGAUAACGCAGUGCACACCUUAUUGAUAGUGAGAGAUAGAGAAAAGUACGUCGAAACGAAUGAAAUAUACACGCUCGGGAACCGGUUAUCGCGAUAAUAUCCCAUACUCACCGAUCUGAAUUAUCAACGCCAUCGACACAGCAGCAGCAGCACCGGCUGCGUCAACAAACGAUCCCCUUGCUUUCGAUAAAUAUUGAAAAGCCAUAGAACAACGUCGAGGAUCCCUGCACCAAGAUUCAGAUAUCAAGAGACGAUCAAAGUGAAGAAAUUGCGAGGAACGUUCCGUGGAGAUUUUCAAGCGUUUUGUUGAGAAAAACGACGAGGAGGCCUCGACGAUGACACAACUUUGCGAAAGUCUUGUCCAAGAAAAGUCCGCUCCGAGACUUUAGAGGGCCGUCGACAACCACGGCGCGAGAAGGUCACGAUGUCAAUGACCGGAAGCCUGAUGGGGUACGAGAAUAACAACGAGGUCAAUCAGGCCAAGUGCAAGAAGCCGCUGAAAACACUGCCAGUGGUUUCGAGUGUCAAUGCCAGCGGCGUUACGACCAUACCCGCGAUAACAUCGAAGUCGAGAAAAUCUACGAGAAUCUCGAGAAAACAAGAAUCCUGCCAUCGCGGCCAUGUCAACGGUUUGUGGUCCGUUUGGUACGGUAUUAUUGCUGUUUCGCUCCAAGCUUACGUCGCGACACGAUGCGCAAAAAGAUUUGUUGCUUACCUCUCGUUACCAUGGCCGGCGGAUUCACAGCCACCGAAAUGGGAACUGCACGCGUGCAUAGUUCUCGCUGGCACAGGAGUACUUUUGCUGCCAGUUCUUCUGGCAGCAGCUUUUCUAAAACUGGGCAAUUUGGCGAACGACGGUGUCAAGCUGGGGCGCCAUUUGAGCACGUGUACCCGAGAUCCACCUUCAUCUUUGCUCAACAGUAACGCAGCCAAUGGGCUUGCGAGCAAUCUCUGGAGACACGGUGGACCGACAGCAGCCUUCGUACACCUGUGCACCGCCAUGUGUUUCCUCCUGCCUUCUUUGCUCAUGGAAGCGAGACUCAUCCAUGCUGGUUUCCUGCCAAAAGACGCAAUAUGGCGAACGGAUCUCGACUGGGUGGUAUUACAUCGCGACAGACUGGUGGUCCUCGGCUUCAUGAAUCCCUCGGGUAACUUGAGCACACUGGGUGGCAUAGUGACGCAAACACCUCAGCCUUUUGUACCGUCCAGUCCCUACAACGGAGACGAGGAGGACGUUGGGAACAACGAGGAUGAGGACGACCGGGACGAGCACGUCAAGGAAUAUCUCGUUACGACGCCACGAUCGAAAAUCAUUGUUUCCAUGGCCCACGAAUCCUCGAUGAGAAACAACAACAAAGCUCCUGAAAUCUCGACGUUCGGUACAACGGUGAAAUCGUCGAUGGGAACACAAGCGAUUGAUUCGAGAAUCGUUACGAAACCGACUGUUCCGUCAAUCGAUGGGAAAGUGUAUAUUUCGACGAUUCGCGAUUUCAUCACCACGAGAAAAGGAAAUCUUCCUACUUCAGUGACCCCCACUACUGGGCUGCCUGUGCCGAAACCGGGACCAAUCGUCACCGCUUUGAGUGGAGGAAAAUCAUCGAGGUCAGCUGCAACGACCACCGGAAAAUUUUCCACGAGCGGUAGUGGAAAAAACUCUUCGAAAAAUGAAAAUACUCGAAUCAAAUCAAGAAUGAAAAAUGCAACGUCGAAAUCUACCUCGACGAAACUUGGCCAAACUGGCAACGAGGGAAAUAUCACUGCUCACAGCCUCCAACUGGUCAUGAACAGCUUAGCUGAUCUCGAUCAUCCGGAUGAACUCAAUAUCGAACUCCGAUCAGGUGAAUCCUACGGUCCGGUGAGCCUCGAGUACCUGAAUUACGCCAUUGCUCUAGGAGUUUAUUCGGUCAGAUAUCCAGCCGUAUUUUGGUCAUGUAACAAGGCACUUGGUACUAUCUUCAGUCUACAAUUGGUCGCAAAUUCCGCCCAAAGCCUUUUAGCGUACGCAGGAAUGUCCGUUCUGUACAAGAUUCAAGUGGUAGGACCGCUGAAAGUUUUGCCUCUUCUUCGACACCGGACAGUCUCGACAGCUUCAACGAUAUCAUCUUUCUUCGGUGACUCUUAUUUUCUAUUGAAUCCACACGUGACACUGGCCCUUUUUGCACUUUCGUCUCUUCUCGUGCUGUGUUCGAGCAUGGUCAUGUAUCUGUACGCUCAUGGCAGAUUCGCAGCUUUUCUCAAUCAAGAACGCGAACGUCGAAUAAUUGUGGCGAAGGAUUCUCGGAAUGGUAGCGGUUGGGGUUACUUCACGCAUUGUGCAGCCCUUUGCGUUUUCCUUGCCAUAGCGAUUUGUAGUGCGCCCCUGCUUUACGACUACACGGUCGUAUAUCGCGGCAGUCUCGACGGGGCAAUAUUCGCUUGUAUCGUUGGAACGAUAAUUCAUCUCUUCUUAUGGCUGGUCCUCUGGAUAUUUCUCACGAUAAAGCAAAAAUGGGUGUUUAAAUUGCGCGUUACAAUUGGACGUGCCACUGUACGAUCGGCACGUUCGGUUAAACUCGUUACUGAUGUCGAUCUUAUAUCUUCGAGAGACGAGGACGAAGGUGCCAGUGCGCCGCUACUCGUCGUUGGUAAUGGACGGACUUACACCAUCGCCGAUACUUCACCGAAAAAAGCUAUCAUGAGUGUUAUUCAAAAAGCUGCCAUGGAAAGAAAAGCACGCAAUAAUGGUGGUAACGUUGAUUGCGUCGACGGCGAAUCAACGGCCGAUGGCGAAGAGCAAAUAUACUGGCUGCGACCGAAGCUCCGACCAUCCCCCGCUCAAUCUCCAACCGGACAAUCAGGACAACCGAGCAACGACAAGGGUUGGCUGAAUAAAAAGCUCAAGCCGAAAGUCACCUUUAACGACCUGCCUAGUACGUCAGGCUCGCGUAAUAAGGGAAAAGCCAGACGAGGGAUUGCCGAUGGUGGGCCAGACGACGAUGGGGAUUACGCAACAUUACGUGAAUUACCGUUAAUGUCGGACCUCGAUCCAGCCGACGACACGACCUCGGAAGAGAACAAGUGGGGAAGAUGGCUCGUGCCUCGUAGGAAAGGUGUUUCGAAAACCGCUCAUUUACUGGAGUGCGUGAACGACGAUCAGGUGACGUACUACGCUAGCGGCAAUCGCGACCUCCAACCCUCGGAGGGCGAUCCGUCACCUCUUCUGACGCCCGAACCUUUGCCCGAUCCUGAAACGGAGCCUCUUCCGUUGCCACCCCCCACCCCGACGAACCUCGAACCUGGCCAAGCCAUCACUGGGCCUCCCAAUGCUAAUCACCUUCAGACUGUAGUUGGUCACACUCCGCGUUGUCUUCGUCGUGCUGAUUCGGGAAUGCCGCACGAGGAAUUGACUCCGCGCUCAGAUUCGUCGGCAUCGCCACCUCUGGAUGUCGUGAACGGAGUCGUCGCGAGUGUUGGAAACGGUGUAGCCGGUUAUGGGAGUUGCAACGGCAGUUCAGCGAGUCACAGUCACGCGAGUAGCAAUAGCGAAACAUCGAGCGGCGUUCAUUCGAACGCGAGUAAUACGAGCAACGUGAGUCAGAGCAGCGGAGUGCAGCAGCAGAGAAGAGCGACGAGCGUGGACGAUUUGACGGUAGUCGAGCCGAGGGAAGAACCGCAAUGGCGAAGUUGUUCGCUUCAACGAGGUACUCAGCCUCCGACUUCAGGCUCAACGUUUUCUUCGCCGAGUUCUCGACCGGGUACGAGCCAAUCGUUUUCUCCUCAGUACGUUAAUCACACGCCUCUGUUGAACGGCCUGGAUAAACCGCAAGUUGGUUGUCCGGCUGUUAUCCUGGAGAACCCCAACGAAGCUACCGUCGUCAUACGGAGACGAUUAUCGAGGCCUAAAAUAGUCGAUCCGUUGAAUCCGAACGAAGAACCCUUCAGUCGUUCUACCAAUAUGAGAAUGACUUCAUUCACAGAAGGCACCGACCUUCGCGGUAUUCAAGCCUCUUCGGCCACGUUACCGCACUAUCCGACACAACCAGUUGUGACUUAUCCGCAUUGCUCGACCAUGCCACUUCCUCAUGCCUCUCACAGCAUGACCAGCAACCAAAAUAUGGCAGCACCGACCACCGGAGGCAGCUGCGGAUCGGUAACGAGGCACGCUAAUUUCGUGCAACCUCAGCAACAACAACAGCAACAGCAGCAGUCGCUACCACCACCACAACCACAAUUGCCGAGCCAUCCGGCUCAUUUGCCUGCUCAUACUACUCUACCAUCCCAUCACAAUGGAACAAGACUCAUUCACGGAGCAGGGGCUACGAAUCCAUUCGUCAAACGUUUUCCCCCUGUACAAGUGCACUCACAGCCAUGGGCUCUUCCCGGACAUCACACCUUUCCCCAGCAACUUCAAAACAAACUCGCUGCACCGACAAUGCAAAUUAGACACAACGAUCGCGAUUCUGCCAAUUUUUCCAUGGCCAGUAGCGGCGAUUCCGAUACUUGUCUGCCUCAUUGAAAACGUCAAUCGACAAUUGACACUGUUAGUUUUUGCGGAUGAUUCUCAUUCCGUUGCUCCUUACAAUGAAUUCUCCUCCAGUUGUUUAUUGUUCCCUCAUAUCGAUCGCAGAUGGUUAUUCAGAGGAAACGUGCUAGUGUGCUAAACCAGCCACAAAUCUCAACGGAGGUUAACGUUAAUCGUUGAAAUGGUGCAAUAUUAACGGAUAUAUAACACCGCUGUAACAUAUCACUGACCCUUUUCGUUCCAGCCUUUCCUCGUAAUAUCUCACUAAUGAGAUAUCGGAAGCAGUCGAACGAGGAAGCACGAGAGUCAGCUUUUAAUACGUUUCUUUACAAAAAAAAUAAAAGAGAAUUUCGAAACAAAUAGUAUCCUUCGAAAGUAGGAGCUAAAACGCGUAGUUAAAAGUGGUUAGAAGCAACUCUAAGAAUCCUGGGUUAAACGUCGUGAAAGAAUUUUCACGAAACAUGCGAAUGGAAGAGGAAUCGAUCUCAAUUUUGUAUCAACUUAAUAACUAAGAAUGAAGGUUAAACUUUAUUGAGAAUAUUGUGGUUAGAAUUUUUUAAUUUAAUUCAGCUCGUAACUCGAAAUUUUUAGGUGCGUGAGAUCGAGUGAUGAGUUGAACUAUAUUUUGGCAAAAUUUCGACUGAUUUUCAAAGAAAAAUGUAAACAAAAUAAUAUUGGUCGAAGCAAGCUCGAAGCGAAUUUUACAUUAUAGAUUAACAUGAUCGAGCAUGAUAACUUGAUUCAACAUUGUAUAAUUUAUUCGAAAGGGAAUCCAUUUCUGCUUCGAAACUCAUCUCAUUGGAGUGUGAAAGUCAUGCAUUUUCUUGAUACUCGUGUCCCAUUAACCGCAACUUCCUUUCAGUGGCCAUCCCGUCUGCUUAUCUUCAACUUUUUUAUACGCCUUAUCAAUAAUAAAACAGACAAAUAAUAACAGAGAGGAAUGCUGUUGAGGGGGGCGUAAGUGCAUUGCAAAACGCACUGAUUAAAUAAAAUAACGGGUACGAUAAUAAUAAUAUUAAUGAUAUUCGAACCGCGAAGGAGUAUUACUGGAAAAAGUGAAAUUGCGUUGAGAAAACAGCGAAAGAAAAAUACAUAUAACUAACGAAUAGCUCGCGAUUUUCGUAUAUAAUACAGACAAACAAAAAAGAGAAUAAACGUACAGAGCAAUGAUUGUCGACUAGGAAUACCUACAAGUAUACGUACACGUAUGAAUUUAGCAUUAUUGAAAUUUAAAAAAAAAAAAAAAAAAAAAAAAAUAAGAAAAAAUUUAAAAAACAAAUGAAAAUCAAUUCAGAAUUGAUGAACGGAGGAAAACAAAAAAGUGUAUCACACGAUCGUCGCCGUAAAACGCGUUCAAAUAUGUAAGGUUCGAGUGAAAGUUCGUUGGGGAUAUAUAUUUUUUGCAUUUAUUAUAUACUAUUCGAAAGGAAUAUUGAUUACGUUCUAGCGGAGAAAUCAUUUCAUGCGUAUAAUUGAGCAAUUUGUAUUAUCGAUUAAUUUAGAUCGUAUUUUUAUUUUGUUGGAUACUUACUCAAUGAUUAUCAACUUAAAACAUCCUCGAUAAUUUUUCAAUCAAACGCUAUUUAUCAUACGAGAAUGCGCUACACGUCAGAUUUAAGAGAUCUCAAUUGACUUUCAACGAACAUUCUGAGAGCGAGAUUUAGUCUCUUGUUCUCGAAGUCUCUUUGGACGAUCGGAUACUAAUAACCAAAUCAAUAAUUACAAACGGCAGGUAUUAUUAUACGUAAAGAUAUUUUUGUUCGCGAUCGAUACGGGAGGAGAGGCCAUACUUUUGCAUUUUUUCCACGAUAAAAAAAAAAAAAAAAAGAAGAAUAAAUCCCGUACCGAUCGUACAUAUCGUUGUGAAAGGACCACAAUCUCUACGUCAGAGGAAGACAGAAUAGGUUGUCAGUGCUCACGUUCGAUAGAAUGGUGAAUGUAAUUGUGAACAAAAUCUAUUAUGAAAAAAAAAAAGAUAAAAACACAAAGAAACAAGUAACAUACGAAACGUGCACAUUUUUUCGAUAAAUUUACUUUGCCUGGGAGUGUAAUCGAGAUUAGUAAAAAGUGAGAUAUGUCGCGGUGCAUUCUUGCUAUUGUCACAUUUAUUUUUUCAAUUUAUACUCGGCUUGUUGUUCAUUUGUUUCUGAAAUUAUUUGACACUGCUGAUUUUCCUAAGAAAUUUCGUGCUGAUAAAACUUCCAUAGUAAUUGAAACGACGGCUAUGAGUUCUUGCACUAUUUUCGAUUUAUAAUAAAUCGAAAUAAUUGAACGGAAUCUAUACGAAAUAUUAUGUUUUGUGAGGGAUCAGCUAAUGUUGAAAAUUUAGCGAAUACCGAAUGAAUUUUGAAAGCAAAAAAAAACCAGUAGAUGUUCUGAACUGAAAGAGCAAUGCGACAAAAUUAAUGUCACGAAUUAAUGCCCUUUGUGCAAGAAUAUUUUUUUACCGUCUAGAGAAGAAAUCCUACCGUAAUUUUCGUACUCGAAACUUUUAGGAUCGACUAGACGUGAACAGAUUUGUAGUUGACAGCCAAGGGAGACUCCACACCGGCGAACAAUCAUGAGAUUGACAAGGCAAAGAUGAAGAGACAGAGAGAUGGAAAAAGAGAAAGAUUAAAAGAAUGAAAAUCGUCAAAUGAUUCGAUCAAAGGGUCGAAUAAAAUUGAAAGAAUGAUAAAUCGAUUGGAUCGACGAAAAAAAAUGUAUUUUUUAUUUAUUCUUUUUUAAGUUAAUCGCUUACAAGAUAAGAACCGUUCCGUAUUCGGAAUGAGUUCCCAACAAUGAUGAAAUGAAAACAGUGGUGAAGAAGAUGAUAAUAAACAAGCGAUGAGAUCGAUUGAUGUAAUGCAAUGCCAGAGUUCUCCGCUUCGCGCUCGUAUAAAUUUGUAACUGGCACUUGGAUCGAGUCAUCUCGACGUUAUUCAAACGUCACGAGCACUUUUUUUUGUAAAUACAAUGAAUAACGUGAAAUAACGAAUGUACGAAUAUUGUAUAAAGACUGAUUAGACUAUAGCUUUGAUAUUUAUUCCAUUGUAACUGGCAUGGUUGUCUUAUGCUUCGGCUCGACUCGAAACUUCAUCGCCCUGCAUAUAUAGAGCAAACGAAAUAAUAAUUAAAAAAAAAAAAAAAAAAAAACGAAGAAAGAAAAUAGGACGGUGACUUUUGUGACUAAAUCGAGCGAGCGUAAAGAUACGUCGAAAUAUGCGCAGUUGUAACAGCGGCACUAUUAUAUCGUCACAGCGUAUAAUUAUUAUUCAAGCCAUAUUAUAUACAGCUACCGAACUGAAUGUAAACUUUGUAUAUUCGUUUAACAGGAAAUAAUAAUAAAAAUAAUGAAAAUACCCAA